Cladophialophora immunda is the source of this 2469-nucleotide messenger RNA. RefSeq lists its product as uncharacterized. Gene Ontology annotation, cellular component: membrane. The coding region runs from base 501 to 2228 and encodes 575 amino acids. The record is from RefSeq and is a predicted model, not a curated record. The transcript has 3 exons. Gene Ontology annotation, biological process: transmembrane transport. Lineage: Eukaryota; Fungi; Ascomycota; Eurotiomycetes; Chaetothyriales; Herpotrichiellaceae. Gene Ontology annotation, molecular function: transmembrane transporter activity.
AUCUCUCCAUGCGAUGCUAUGUCUGCCACACCUCGUCAUGGCCCAUGCUGGGCUCCUGGAGAAAGACUCCACCCUCCCGAUAACCAGCAUCAAGUUACCCGAUUAAGGCCUAGCUGGUGUCUGUCGGAGGCCAAUUCAUGCCCUUCGCCUCAAGGCCCUGGGCAAUUUCACCCGCUGUGAGAGGCUCGCCUGCUUCGCUCUGCUUUUUUCUGUUCACCCCAGCUAGCGAUGGGAUGCAGGCCUUGAUUAAAACCCUCCGUUGGCAUUCUGCUAUGAAUACGGGCUGAUUGCCUCUCACUCCAAGUUGUCUUCCUCGUGUGUACUUCAACAUAUCUUCUCACCCGCAGCUAGGUCGCUUGCUGAGAGCAUCGGUGCCCUCGCGCAGCCUACCCACGAAGCCCAUUCGAACACCUCGGCCGGAAUCUGGUCCCUGGACGUCAUUGUACAUGCAGAUAAAUUCCACUUCACCCGUAUAACAUAUCCACGAUCCCGGCGCCAUCAUGACUGCAGACCGGAAUGCCAGCGUCACCUCGCAGGGAGGACACCGCAAGUCGGUUGCAGAAGAGCCUGUGACAUCUGUGCUCGCGGGCGGCGAGGUGCCCAUAUUUGAUCGAGAGUUGACUGCCGACGAGGAGGUGCUCGCGGCGCUUGGUUACGUCCCAGAAUUCAAGCGUGAAUUCUCGUUAUGGACCUCGUUUUGUGUUUCUUUCGCCGUCCUAGGCUUGCUUCCGUCCUUCGCUUCCACUCUCUAUUACGGCAUGGGCUAUGCUGGAACGCCCGGUAUGGUCUGGGGUUGGUUGAUUGCUAUGGCUUUCAUCCAGUGUGUUGCUAUGGGCAUGGCUGAGCUGUGCUCGUCCAUGCCCACGUCGGGUGGUCUGUACUACGCCGCGGCCGUGCUGGCUCCUCCAGGAUAUGGCCCCCUGGCUGCCUGGAUCACUGGUUGGUCGAAUUGGCUGGUCCAAGUCACAGGUGCGCCUUCAGUCGACUACGCAUUGGCCUCGAUGAUCCUCGCCGCCGGAUCCAUCCAAAAUCCCGACUUUAUCCCCCAGAACUACCAAGUAUUCCUUCUGACCACCCUGAUCAUGAUCCUCCAUGCUUGCAUCUCAUCCAUGCCCACCCGCUGGAUCGCGACGUUCAAUUCCUAUGGGAGCACGUUCAACAUUAUCGCAUUGGUCAUCACUAUCAUCACGAUUCCGGCGGCCACCAACCGUGAGUCCCAGGGACUGCCUCGUUUCACCAAAAGCAGCACCGUCUGGGGCAACUUCUACGAGGGAACGGACUUUCCCAAUGGGGUCGCUCUACUCAUGUCGUUCAUCGCCGUCAUCUGGACCAUGUCGGGAUACGAUGCGCCUUUCCAUCUUGCGGAGGAGUGCAGCAACGCGAAUAUUGCCAGCCCUCGGGCCAUCGUCCUGACCUCUGGCAUCGGCGGUGUCAUGGGUUGGUUCUUGCAAUUGGUCGUGGCUUAUACUGUGAUCAAUAUCGAUGACGUCCUCGAUUCAGAUAUCGGCCAGCCGUGGGCAUCCUACCUGAUGCAAAUCCUACCUAAGAACACGGCUCUGGCUCUGCUCUCCAUGACCAUUGUCUGCGGCUUCUCCAUGGGCCAGGGUUGCAUGAUCGCGGCAUCACGAGUCACCUUCGCUUACGCCCGUGAUAAUUGUUUCCCGUAUUCCAAUCUGUGGAAGCAAGUCAACCCGAUCACCAAAACCCCCGUUAAUGCCGUCUGGUUGAAUUGCGUGGUGGGGAUUCUUCUGACUCUGCUCCUCUUUGGAGGUGAGGCAUCCAUCGGCGCCAUUUUCAGCGUUGGCGCCAUUGCCGCAUUUGUGGCCUUCACCAUUCCCAUUACCAUUCGAACUUUCUUCGUCGGCAACCGCUUCCGUCGCGGACCAUGGCACCUUGGGAAAUUCUCGUAUCCUAUCGGUGUGGCAUCGACAUCCUUCACCCUGCUGAUGAUCCCCAUCCUCUGCCUGCCCAGCGUAACAGGCUCGGAUCUGGAUGCGUCGCUCAUGAACUGGACCUGUUUGGUGUGGGGUGGGCCGAUGCUGUUUGUUCUGAUCUGGUGGGUGGUGGACGCCCACAAGUGGUUCACCGGACCGAAGGUGAACAUCCAACAUAUGAUGCUGGGAAGAGAUGAGAAUGUUAUCGAUGGCAAGGAGGGCUCCGACUCGGGCAGCGGGAUUUCGCCAGCCCCAGCCUCCGAUAUGGACAAGGCAAUCUUGAACAAAGUGUGAGGAGAUGGCGGAUCAAAAGUACGAAGGUUGAUUUUGAAGCGACGUAACCGCUGUUAUCUUUUAUUGUGUCCUUUUGGGAGGAGAGUGUAUGUAUACCCCGUGAUUGGAAGUCCACCUCGACGACUAUCUAGUGUAAUUUGAAUGAGCACUCGACGAAUCUUACUUGGAUUGCCUGUGCACGGGAUUUGCAAUCUCAAUGUGACAAACCUGCACGUGCCUGCGGGCAGCGGGCGAUGCGGAU